Molecule: messenger RNA, 1893 nt
Organism: Suillus paluster
Lineage: Eukaryota; Fungi; Basidiomycota; Agaricomycetes; Boletales; Suillaceae
Product: pseudouridine synthase
Exons: 2
Coding region: 111-1712 (533 amino acids)
Biological process (GO): mRNA pseudouridine synthesis; tRNA pseudouridine synthesis
Cellular component (GO): nucleus; cytoplasm
Molecular function (GO): pseudouridine synthase activity; RNA binding
Source: RefSeq, a predicted model, not a curated record
GUGAUGCACUCCCGCGUCGAAACUCGCUGCUCGGCUGGCUGGAAAAUUAAAGAAUCCAUAAACAUCACUUACGCCGCGUCGAAACUUGCAGCAGAGUUUGCUGCAGACCCAUGCGCUUUGGAAGGUUUGGAUUCACGUACCGUUUCCUACCGUCCAAAAUCCAUCUUCGCGUCAUGACACCAAACUACGAAUCCUGGUCAAAGGAAGAACUUAUCGCGCGUCUCAAACAGCUAGAGACGACAAAAAAGGACGCAACCAAGUCAAUUCACAUUCACCUCUCAAUGUCCAAAAAACCAUUCCAUUUCUCAUCCCACCCGAAACGCAAGAUCGCGAUUAAGUUCUGUUAUUCGGGGUGGGAGUACAAUGGGCUAGCAUAUCAAAAUGGUCCGACACCUCUUCCUACGGUUGAAGAUGUGUUGUUCAAAGCCUUUGUAAAGGCUAGACUGGUUGAUGAAAACGGUGGUUUAGACGGUUGUGGAUGGGAGAAAUGUGGAAGAACAGAUCGAGGAGUCAGUGCGGCUGGCCAGGUUAUUUCGCUAUGGGUUCGAAGUGCUCUCCCUACCGAAGCUUCAUCCAGUCCUCCUUCCAGCGCACAACCAGAAGUGGCAUCAAGCGACUCACAAUCCAAAGUAUCCUCCACCCCAGAUGAUGAUGGAACGGGCGCACUGAGCAACCUAGCCACAGACGCAGUAGAAGACACCCCCCAAAACACGUCAGUUCCCUCCCAUCCUUCCACCAAACAGGAACUCCGCUACGUAUCCAUCUUAAACCGCCUCCUCCCCCCAACGAUCCGCGUCCUCGCCUGGUCCCCAAUCUCCCCCAAUUUCUCCGCCCGCUUCAACUGCAAGCACAGACACUACAAAUACUUCUUCACCUCCCACGGAGUCGACGUAUCCCUCAUGCAAUCAGCAGCAAACCUUCUCAUUGGCGAACACGACUUCCGUAACUUAUGUAAACUCGAUCCUGGAAAACAAAUCACGAAUUUUCACCGCUGCGUCAUGCACGCACAGAUCAAUCCUAUUUCAGCAGAGUCUGAUAAGGAUAAUAGAUUAUACGUGUUCGAUCUCGUAGGAUCGGCUUUUUUAUACCAUCAAGUCCGACAUAUCAUGGCUGUCCUUUUCCUUGUCGGGACAGGGCUAGAACCACCAUCCAUCAUCAGCGCUCUCAUGAACGUUUCUCCUCAAUCAUCAGACGCACCCCCUGACUCCGACUCACAAUUACCACUCGUAGAUCGCAAACCAGAAUAUCAAAUGGCCGAUGCACUCCCUCUUAUGCUCUGGGACUGUGCAUACGCAGAUUCAGACGUCACAUGGCAAACAGACGACGACGGUACAGGUACGGAAAGCGGUACAGGCUCAGACCUCUAUCACCAGCUCCAUUCUAUCCACCAACGUUCCCUCAUCCACACAGUAUUAGACGAGCACUUCCUUACCGCUGCCAUGCAGUAUCACCCCCCUCCCCCAAGGUACUUCCCAUUCAGCCAGACAAGGUUGACACCUCACACCCUCCCUCGUUCGGGCUUGGGGCGAGAACCGGUUCUUGGCGUCCCACUUGGUGCGGGGACGUACAAACGUGGGGCAAAGUAUAUGCCUUUGUUGGAGAGGAAGAGACUUGAUCACGUUGAUGUGGCUAAUGAGCGAUGGCGAAUAGGCAGGGGUAGCAAGUAUAACUUGCAGAAGCAAGACGAGACAGCUGAUGACGGGAUUGAAUGAGGGAACAUGAUCGCCGUUCGAUGCAGAGCGAUCACAUAGACACAUCGUAUAUGCGCCGGCCACUCAUACAAUCGCUCACACAACCAACGUCAGGUAAAAGUAUGAAUUAGCCAAGUCCCAAGUCUGAUACGACAAUGAAGAGGUGGGAGAACAUAUCGACGGGAUUGAAUGAAGGACAAGA